AAAACAGCUGGGAAGGCGCUUUGCCUCUUUACAGAACCCCAGUUAUUUGAUAAAGGUCGGCAUUUGCUCCUACUGUGUUUUAAUUUUCGCUCGACAGGAUGUCUUUUCCUUCCUCUUUCGGUACGCAGGUCGCCGCCAUCAUGGAUGUGUUAGCGAAAGCUGCGGUGGCCGAAAUAACGAAGCUGGUGGAGGACGGGAGUGUGGUUCUGCGCCUGGAGAUGUGUCGGAGGGACAAUGAGAUUCAGGAGCUCAAAAGAAGUUUGAAAAUGAUGGAGGUUGAACUCAGCAACGCUCAAGAAGCAGCCACGACCCGAGCUACUGAGGACAAACAGAUCCAAACAGCAGCCGGGAGAAAAGAUGAAAAAGAAGAUCGGGAAAUGUGUGCUGUGUAUCAGGAGCCAAAGUCUGGCCAAUCACUGUGUGAGCCUGGACAUGGAACAGAGGAGAGCCAUGACACGAAGCCCGCAGUGAAACACGAGCCGUUAGAUGGACUUGCCACCCCAGAAACGACAGACAACACUGUAAAAGCAGACGUUUGCUUUGAGGCGGGAGAGAGAGAUGACCUGAUCUGGCCUCCUCCUGCUUGCAGCAUGUUUGAGAAAAGCUCUGCUGCAAUGCAGCAGCACAUACAGAUUUUCCCGCCUCAUGCUGAGCAAUAUGCUGCUCAUAGAAAUACAGAAAGUUCCUAUAACUCUUCAUCAUCUGCAGCAGAGAAAAUAGCAGAUGAUUCCUUAAGUGUGCCGAUAAAAGUAGAGGUAGAGGUUCAACCAAUAGGCAUGGGAAGUACCACUUCAGAGUCUGUUCAUAAUGAACAGUUCAGACACGCUUCACACCCUCCAGUCAGUCAGGAGCAGCGCUUGCAGUCUGCUUUACAGCAGGCCGGGCCCUCACUAGCCCCACCUCAUGCACAGAGGUCCACAGCAGAUACGUCAGGAUCAAACACAGACUAUCACAUCCUCAAUAGAAACAACCUGAGAGGAAAAAGGCAAAUGAAUGUUUGGAGAACGAAUCAGAAACUGUUCAUCUGCCUGGUUUGCAACAGGGGCUUCCCUCGCAUGUCUCAGCUAGAAGAGCACAAGGCCUCCCACCAGCCCUUUAAACCUUUCAGGUGCCUCGAGUGUGGAAAAUCUUUUACCCAGAAGACGCGGUUGAAGACGCACCAAAGUGUGCACACAGGGGAGAGGCCGUUUAGUUGCAAAAUCUGCGGCAAGAUGUUUUCGAGGCAGGACAACUGCCUGAGACACGAGCGGUUCCACAGUGGGCUGAAGCCCUACAGCUGUGGACAGUGUGGUAAAAGCUUCACUGUGCUGGGUAACCUCAAAAUACAUCAAGAGAUUCACCUGCAAGGAAGAUAGCGCUCAGGGACAGAGGCUCUAAGUGACUCAAGAAAGUUACGAGAAUUUGCACGGUGUACUUUGGCAGUUGUAAUGCAGUGAAUGCAGCCAGAAAAUGUGGACCUUGUAUUCCAGGUGACAAGGCAGGGUUGCUGGCAAACUCUGUGCAAAAAAUGUUAACAUUAAUGGUGUUAUAUUUAUGAAUUUUUAUAACCAGUGUACUGAAAUGCAGACUCAUCUUAUCGCCCAACCAUACCCCAAACUCACACUGUUUGUAGCUUGGCUAUCUGCCAUUACAUGACCGAUCCAAAUUAAAUCCACUGUCUUUGUCAGUGUCAUAAAAUGUAGUGCCUCUGCUGCCAGUUAAAUGAAUUCAGUCACUGCGGGCUGCCAGCUCAGUUUUUCCUCUGGUCUCUGGUAGCUUACAUAAUCAUUUUUCCAAUUAGUUCCACAGAGUUUCAGAAAAAGAGAGAACAGGUAUCAGGCCAGUACUCGGUGUCUGCAGAUGUCCUCAGGAGAGAAAAGGUUGGAACUGUGCAUCCCUAGUUUUUCCAGUUUCAGCAUUAUCGCACUGUACUGAGAGGUAUUUCAGUGCCUUGGACAUGUCAUGGUAUCCUCUCCCUGAUUGGUACGUUUUUAAUGUUCCUUGGUCUUCAUAAUGUGGGACAUCUCCAGAUAUGGACAUUGCAUUUAACCUAAAAUUACAUGUCAUACUUUGAUUACACACAAAUCAUGUUAAUUCAACUUAAUAUGUGGCCUCUAAAAACAGCAGGGCGAUUGAUGAUUUAAAUGUGUCACAGUAAAAGGAAUGUUGGUGUUUGCCUAUGCAGUAAUUUAUUAUCAGUAGAGAUUUGUUUUACAUUAUAUUAAAGUUUGUUCAUACUC
Molecule: messenger RNA, 2219 nt
Organism: Epinephelus lanceolatus (giant grouper)
Lineage: Eukaryota; Metazoa; Chordata; Actinopteri; Perciformes; Serranidae
Source: RefSeq, a predicted model, not a curated record